UCAAUUAAUUUGCUCCUCCUCUCCUCUGCUAUUUCCGUUUCCUCUUCCCUUCUGCUGCUCCUCGCCGGCGAAGAUUAGAUAAGGAAAAUAAACCCCCUUUGCUUCUCUAGGAAAGGAGUUCUCGCAAGUGAUAUGAGGGAUUUUCUGCCUGCCUACUAUCCCAUACUUCGGUUUCGGUAAAACCUAAUUCUCGAUAGCUAUGACAUCUUCGUCAUCUUCCAUGAACCCUUCGUCUCCGGGACUGAAGACAUACUUCAAGACUCCGGAAGGCCGAUAUAGGCUUCAGUAUGAGAAGGCUCAUCCUGCUGGCAUUAUUCACUAUUCACAUGGCAAAUCAGUAUCCCAGCUGACGAUCGCGCACCUUAAGGAAAAACAAGCGCUACAGGAGCCUAGCGCGCCUUCCACGCCGGUCUCCGGGGGUGUGGUAAAGUCGGCCGCGGCUAGGCUUUUUGUUGGUGUUAAUGGAAGCAAGGCAUUCUCGUUUGGUGGAUCGAAUGGCGGGAGCAAGACAGUCUCUGGGGCCGGCAGGUUUGGAGGGACGUUUGGGGCUUCUGCUGGAUCCGGGGGCUCUAUUUCUGCAGCAAAUUACGAUGGUAAAGGGACUUUUUUAAUAUUUAAUGCCGGCGACUCGCUGUUCAUCAGUGAUCUGAAUUCGCAGAACAAGGAUCCAAUCAAGUGUAUUCAUUUCAGCAUUUCGAUCCCUUUGUGUCAUGCAUUUGAUACCGAGGCAAAAGAUGGGCACGAUUUACUUGUUGGGCUUCAUUCUGGAGAGAUUUACACAGCAUCGUUGAGGCAGCAAUUACAGGAUCCUGGCAAGAAGCUUGUGGGAGCUCAACAUUAUAAUAAAGAUGGUGCAAUAAACAACAGUCGCUGUACUUGUGUUGCAUGGGUACCAGAUGGCGAUGGCAAUUUUGUUUCUGCUCAUGCUGAUGGAAAUCUAUAUGUGUAUGGAAAAAAUAAGGAUGGGGCUAUUGAUCCAUCAUUUCCUGCUAUCAAAGAUCCAACUCAGUUUACUGUUACUCAUGCACGAUCUAGUAAGUGCAACCCGAUUAUUAGGUGGCAUAUUUCUCAGGGGCUCAUAAACAAUAUUGCAUUCUCAACAGAUGGUACAUAUUUAGCAACUGUCGGUAGAGAUGGCUAUUUGAGAGUAUUUGAUUAUCACAAAGAGCACUUAAUUUUUGGUGGAAAAAGCUAUUAUGGUGCUUUGCUUUGCUGUGCCUGGAGUCCCGAUAGUAAAUACAUAUUAACCGGUGGCGAAGAUGAUUUGGUACAAGUUUGGAGUAUGGAAGAGCUAAUGGCAUGGGGCGAGGGACACAAUUCAUGGGUAAGUGGAGUUUCUUUUGAUUCUUAUUGGGCAGCUCCAAAUACAGAUGGAAAGGGAGAUAAUGCUAUGUACCGAUUUGGUUCUAUUGGCCAGGAUACUCAAUUACUUCUCUGGGACCUUGAAAUGGAUGAAAUUUCUCUUCCUCUACGGUACCCUCCAACCGGCGGUUCGCCAACAUUUAGCAGCGGAAGUAAUUCCGCUCACUGGGAUAGCAUUACUCCCAUCGGCACUCUUCAGCCGUCUCCGAGCAUGCGAGACGUUCCGAAGCUCUCUCCUCUCACCGUUCAUCGUGUCCAUGUCGAUCCUCUCUCCGGUUUAAUCUUCACCGAAGAUUCCGUUGUCACGAUUUGCCGCGAAGGACACAUAAAAAUCUGGUCCAGACCCGGAAAUACUGAAAUCAUCAUCAGCCAACCAAAUUCUGAUGCUGUAGCCAGUAAUGUUUCAGAAGAGAUUCAUGAAAGAACAGAGGGACAAGAAGGGGUAAUGGACGGUGUGCGGGAUCUGGGAAUGCGGAAGGUCGGAUCUCAUUCAUCCCUGGACACUGAAGUCUUUGAUAUUAUCCGUCGGCUUGAUAAGCCGAGGACGUUGAACAUGGACCGGCAUAGAUCGUUAGAUGAGCAGUCGUUGAUUGAGCAUUCUGUCGUGGGGAAUGUGAAAGCUGUUGACAGCUGUGAGAGCAUCUAUUCAACUGUGGAAAUGGGGACAAGGUCAGGAUUCCAAACGCCUGCUGCAUCGACUCCAAGGUUCUCCGAGCCGCAUCCCAUGGUCGUCGAUGCUUGGGAGGCUCUCCGACGAUCGUUGGUGUAUUUUCGGGGCCAGCCUGUUGGAACUGUUGCUGCCGUCAAUUACCAAUCUGAAGAGGUCCUAAAUUAUGAUCAGGUGUUUGUACGUGACUUUGUUCCCAGUGCAAUGGCUUUUCUAAUGAAUGGGGAGUCUUAUGUGGUCAAGAAUUUUCUAUUGAAAACUCUGCAGCUUCAGAGCUGGGAGAAGAAGAUAGACCGCUUCAAGCUUGGAGAAGGUGCUAUGCCAGCCAGCUUCAAGGUGCUUCAUGACCCUAAUCGGAAAACUGACACAGUAGUUGCAGAUUUUGGUGAAAGUGCCAUUGGAAGGGUGGCACCCGUUGACUCCGGCUUCUGGUGGAUUAUACUUCUCAGAGCUUAUACCAAGUCAACUGGAGACAUAUCUUUGGCAGAAUCACCUGACUGCCAAAAGGGAAUGAGGCUUAUAUUAUCUUUAUGCUUGUCAGAGGGUUUUGACACUUUUCCAACAUUACUAUGUGCUGAUGGUUGCUCAAUGAUCGAUCGAAGAAUGGGUAUUUACGGUUAUCCGAUUGAAAUCCAAGCCCUUUUCUUCAUGGCACUGAGGUGCGCUUUCGAAUUGGUUAAACAUGACACGGAAGGGAAGGAAUUUAUCGAGCGAAUCGUGAAGCGAGUUCACGCUCUAAGUUACCACAUCCGAACUUACUUUUGGCUCGACUUCCAGCAACUCAACUGCAUCUAUCGCUACAAAACAGAAGAGUACUCUAACACAGCAGUAAACAAGUUUAAUGUCAUUCCUGAUUCCAUACCAGAUUGGUUAUUUGAUUUCAUGCCCACUCGCGGUGGUUACUUCAUAGGAAAUGUUAGUCCUGCUCGAAUGGACUUCAGAUGGUUCGCACUCGGCAAUUUUUUCGCCAUCUUGUCCAGUUUAUCUACCCCUGAACAAUCUACUGCAGUUAUGGAUCUUAUUGAAGAACGCUGGGAGGAUCUGGUUGGUGAGAUGCCCCUGAAAAUUGCUUAUCCUGCUAUUGAGAGCCAUGAGUGGCGAAUUGUGACAGGUUGUGAUCCCAAGAAUACCAGAUGGAGUUACCAUAAUGGAGGAUCUUGGCCUGUUCUCCUUUGGAUGUUGACCGCCGCCUGCAUCAAGACAGGCCGGCCACAAGUAGCAAGGAAAGCCAUCGAACUUGCGGAGAGGCGUCUGUUGAAGGACGGUUGGCCCGAAUACUAUGAUGGGAAAUUGGGACAGUUCGUUGGAAAGCAGGCUAGGAAGUUCCAGACUUGGUCCCUAGCUGGCUACCUGGUUUCCAAGAUGAUGCUGGAGGAUCCCUCCCACGUGGGAAUGAUCUCCCUUGAGGAAGAUAAGGCCAUGAAGCCCGCACUCAAGAGAUCAGCCUCCUGGAGUUGCUGACCCUGUUUUAGCUUCCACUCCAUCGAUGACUGAAGGCGCAGCAGCCGUCUGCAGGUAUGUUUUGUAGGAGAGCUGGAAGUGCUACCGGACAACACGAAGAUGGCCGUACAGCGACAGCGUGUCCCCUUUUGUGGCCGUUUCUGUAGCAGGCCAACUGCAACCACUUGGCCAGCAAUUCCUUCCCCCAUAAACAUGCACGUGGGGCCCAUCAGCUAAGGCGGGCUAUUGACGGUCAACUUGAAGAUUUUUCCGAUGCAGCGGACUUACCAGUAGUUUUUUCUUUAAGCAAAAUUUUCAUGCAAAUCACACAAUUCUUUAUGUUUUUCCAUAUGGAACACUUCAAAUUUGAUAUUUUCAUUAAUGAUAUUUUCAUAUC
This is a messenger RNA of Phalaenopsis equestris, 3866 nucleotides long. Its product is annotated as probable alkaline/neutral invertase F. Lineage: Eukaryota; Viridiplantae; Streptophyta; Magnoliopsida; Asparagales; Orchidaceae. Gene Ontology annotation, molecular function: protein binding; sucrose alpha-glucosidase activity; endo-alpha-N-acetylgalactosaminidase activity. The record is from RefSeq and is a predicted model, not a curated record. Gene Ontology annotation, biological process: sucrose catabolic process. The coding region runs from base 200 to 3490 and encodes 1096 amino acids. The transcript has 16 exons.